AUGUCGAAGCGGAGUUGGCAAGAGGCCAAUCUUCCUUCCCCGCGAGGCCCAAUUACCAACUUGCAACGGACAGGCUCCUCGGUGUCGCCUCAGUCCUACAACUCACCAGGCCAGGCGCUCUCGCCAAAGAAGAGCCGUAGCUCUUUUGACGAGCCUCCUCUCAUAGCCAAAGCCCCUCCCAAAGCACCACAACGAACCAACUCCGCCAAUGGCGCCCAGGCCGAUUCCAAGUUACCAGGAAUAUCGAGAAAGGUCAAAGCAUGCGCAGCUUGUCGCAAACAAAAGAUCAAAUGUAUCAUGAUUGGCGAUCCCCCGUGUCAGAGAUGCAAGGAGCGAGGAUUGUCAUGUCGAUUGAACAAGAGCUUGCAGACCCUCAUGUCGGAAGACUCCAAAUGGAAGUCUGCAGUCACCAAAGAUGUAACUGCGCUGUACUCUGCCGUGGAAGAGAUAGUACGAACGCUGCAGCUGUCCCCUUUGCCGCAGAUGCUCGUUUCGACCCAAGACCCUGCCAUCUUCUUCGACCAGGAAGAUCAAGGCAACGAUCAAGAUGAUGAGGAUCAGUCGCUCGACAACUCGCCAAAAGUCACGCCAGUCGCAGACAAUCUAUCCCAUGUACCAAUUGAAUCGCUCUAUCAGAUUACAGGCAUGCGGUCUCUACGCGCGACCGAGAACAUCACAGAAGACCAGUCGCGGAUAUGCAAGCAACUGCGUGACACUGACUUCAUUGCACGAGGUCUGAUCAAGCAAGAAGAUGCUGAGCAUCUGGCCAACUACUACCUCAGCAAGCUCGACCCAUAUAUCUGGCAUAUUUGUCCUGACUACAAAGACCUCGAUUCCUUCCGGCGACGCUCUCCCACUUUGACGGCCUGCGUUCUGUCAGUUGCCGCUCUUCAUGACACCAAACUUGGGCAUUUAUACGCCAUCUGUAAUAAAGAGUACCGAAGGCUGGUUGCCAAUGCUAUGUUCGAGAGGAAAAUCGAUAUGGAAUAUUUGAGAGCACUUGUACUGGGGUCAUACUGGUUAAGCGAUAUCUCCUGGACUUUAUCUGGAUAUGCUAUUCGUCGCGCCAGUGAAUUUCACCUUCGACAAUAUUACCACGAAAUUUCCGAAUCUGUCAAAUCACCUGAAAAGGUGGAUCAGGAGAAGCUUCAAGAGGCGAUUGACGGCAUCAGAGUGCUUUACUUGCUCUACAUCUGUGAUCACCAUCUCUCCAUCCUCUACGGACGAUCAUCGAUCAUGCGGGAUAACGAAAGUUACAUUACUGGAUGGGAGGCGUAUCUGGCGUGCUCACUAUCAACCGACGCUGAUCGUAGAAUUGCCGGUCAAAUUUGCCUGAUGUAUCUAAUGAAUCAAAUACGCGAAACUUUAGGUCCGGAAGAUACAGGGUCGGUGCUGCCAGCCUCUGCACUGACUAAGAUUGCUGGGUUCGAGAGGGACUUGGAUGAUUGGAUAGCCAGGUUUUCUCGACAUAACCCAAGUCAAUGGAUAGGCAAUUGGCCCAAUAAAGGCGCCAUCAUGCACUACCAUUGGGCCAAGUUGUACCUUCAAUCGUAUGUGCUUCGAGGUCUGCCAGACAGCGGUGCUGUUAUCCCAGAACACUUCUUGGAAAACGCGUCGGCGGCAGUUGCUGCUGCAACAGCAAUCAUCAAUUUGCUACUGGACGACAAAGACGCACAAAUAGCUAUUGCUUACGUCCCUCAUCAUGUCCACGGCAUGAUCGCGUUCGCUUGCAUGUUCCUGCUAAAGAUCGCCACAAAGUUCAGUGCGCAGCUCUUCUUGGACACUGUUCGUUUCCAACGGCUCAUAAAUGCACUGGCGCAGCAUUUCAAAUCGACAGAUGUCGGAAAGGAUCACCUGAUACACAGAAUGGCAGAAGGCCUAGAGAAGAUGGCCGAAACACUUGGAGGUCCAGCUCGACCUAAGAAUCGAAAGGUCAAUGGGGCGCAGUCGAAACCACCAGUGAUAUCUCCAAGUCAGCCAGUGAUGGACGAAAACGCAGAGGCUAUGACGAACGGGCAGGCUGAUGUGCCCGACUAUAAUGCCCUGGACCCUGCUGCAUUUGAUUUCGGCGACCCUGCGUUAGGACUGGGAAUGCCAUUUUUUGAUUUUGAGGGAACGACUGUUGGUAUGGGUGACAACAUGUGGAACUUUAACAACUGA
Molecule: messenger RNA, 2160 nt
Organism: Exophiala oligosperma
Lineage: Eukaryota; Fungi; Ascomycota; Eurotiomycetes; Chaetothyriales; Herpotrichiellaceae
Exons: 3
Coding region: 1-2160 (719 amino acids)
Biological process (GO): regulation of DNA-templated transcription
Cellular component (GO): nucleus
Molecular function (GO): DNA-binding transcription factor activity, RNA polymerase II-specific; zinc ion binding; transcription cis-regulatory region binding
Source: RefSeq, a predicted model, not a curated record